Molecule: messenger RNA, 2579 nt
Organism: Toxotes jaculatrix (banded archerfish)
Lineage: Eukaryota; Metazoa; Chordata; Actinopteri; Toxotidae
Product: calcium/calmodulin-dependent protein kinase type II delta chain
Exons: 18
Coding region: 272-1708 (478 amino acids)
Biological process (GO): protein phosphorylation
Cellular component (GO): cytoplasm; neuron projection
Molecular function (GO): ATP binding; calmodulin binding; calcium/calmodulin-dependent protein kinase activity
Source: RefSeq, a predicted model, not a curated record
CACAACAGCAGGUCGCGACGUCCCUGUCAACUCCAGGAGUAACCGGGGUCUGCGAACAGGUGCCGGGAGGAGCGACGCCGAGCUUUUACCGUAUCCAGAAAUCAUUUCGAAAGAAUUCCCAAGUUUGCUUUUAUUUUAUUUUAUUUUAUUUUUUUUUUUCGAAAGGCGUCAAGUGGCACUUUGGGACACAGAAGGGGAAAGGAUUUGUGGAGAGUAUUAAAGCAACUGAGGCGUCCAGGUUUCCGAGUCGGUCUCCCCUGACCACCUUAACAUGGCUUCAACGACUUGCACCAGGUUUACUGAUGAGUACCAGCUGUACGAGGAGCUGGGAAAGGGAGCUUUCUCUGUGGUGAGGAGGUGCAUGAAGAUUUCCACAGGGCAGGAAUACGCUGCCAAAAUAAUCAAUACCAAGAAGCUGUCUGCCAGGGAUCACCAGAAGCUGGAGCGAGAGGCCAGGAUCUGCCGCCUGCUCAAGCAUCCUAACAUAGUGCGGCUCCACGACAGCAUAUCAGAGGAAGGAUUCCACUACCUGGUCUUUGACUUAGUUACCGGUGGUGAGCUCUUUGAGGACAUUGUUGCUAGGGAGUACUACAGCGAAGCUGAUGCCAGUCAUUGCAUUCAGCAGAUCCUAGAGGCUGUUCUCCACUGCCACCAGAUGGGCGUGGUCCACCGCGACCUCAAGCCUGAGAAUCUGCUCCUAGCCAGCAAGUUGAAGGGGGCGGCGGUUAAACUGGCAGAUUUUGGCCUGGCCAUUGAAGUGCAGGGAGACCAGCAGGCAUGGUUCGGUUUUGCCGGGACACCAGGGUACCUGUCUCCAGAGGUGCUGAGGAAAGAUCCCUACGGCAAGCCGGUGGACAUGUGGGCCUGCGGUGUGAUCCUCUACAUUCUCCUGGUGGGAUAUCCUCCGUUCUGGGAUGAGGACCAGCACAGACUCUACCAGCAGAUUAAAGCUGGAGCUUAUGACUUCCCUUCUCCAGAGUGGGACACAGUGACUCCAGAGGCCAAAGACCUGAUCAACAAGAUGCUGACCAUUAAUCCGGCCAAGAGAGUGACUGCCACAGACGCACUCAAACACCCCUGGAUCUGUCAACGCUCCACUGUGGCGUCCAUGAUGCACAGACAGGAGACUGUGGAGUGCCUGAAGAAGUUCAAUGCCAGAAGGAAACUCAAGGGUGCUAUCCUGACUACUAUGCUUGCCACUCGCAACUUCUCAGCAGCCAAGAGCCUGCUGAACAAAAAGCCAGAUGGUGUCAAAGAGUCCAGCGAGAGCGCCAACACUACCAUCGAGGACGAGGACGUGAGAGCUCGGAAGCAGGAGAUCAUUAAAGUCACCGAGCAGCUGAUUGAAGCCAUCAACAACGGAGACUUUGAGGCCUACACGAAGAUAUGCGAUCCUGGCCUCACGUCCUUUGAGCCUGAGGCCUUGGGCAACUUGGUGGAGGGAACCGACUUCCACCGCUUCUACUUCGAGAACGCUCUGUCGAAGGGGAAGCAGCCGAUCCACACCAUCCUGCUCAACCCCCACGUCCACCUGAUCGGGGACGAGGCCGCCUGCAUCGCCUACAUCCGCCUCACCCAGUACAUCGACGGCAACGGCAUGCCUCGCACCAUGCAGUCGGAGGAGACCCGCAUCUGGCACCGCCGCGACAGCAAGUGGCAGAACAUCCACUUCCACCGCUCCGGCUCGCCCACCGUGCCCACCAACUGAGAAGACGAUCUUUGACUACCAACACCUUCCAGCCUACAACAGUCAGCUGACAAGACCCCGCCUACCAAGUGUCCAUCCAGUCCCUCAGCCAAUCCCUGCCCAUAAUAGCUAGAGCGCCGCCCUCUCAGUGUGUUGUUUACAUAUUGUCGCUGCUGGACUGAAGAUUAUUGUACAUGUUAGGGGGGGGAGGGGACAAAAAAAAAAAAAACAGACCACAGGUUUGACAAUAUUAUUUUGUAGUGCGAGUGUGUGAUGUUCAUCACGGAGCAUGUUUUAUUACUGAGGUUUUUUUUUUGUUUUUUUUUUUUUUUUUUUUUAGAUCCGUAUGUUUUAAAUAGAAGUGGCUUUCAGAGGAGCCAGUCGUUCCAGUUGAUUUGUUUUUAAUGGGCUGGUCAAAUAUGUGAAACUUCCAGUUAUCAUAUAGUGAGAGGUUUUUUUUUUCCCAUUUGAAUAUUGCACAUAUUGAGGACUCAUGAGCUGUUGUGAUGUUUUCGCCUUUUGGCACGAUGACCAGUAUAUCACAUAUCUGCUUUUUACUUACGUAUCUCUUGGGACUUGCCAUCUAUUGAAGCUCAGACCCAUGCUUGCUUUGUUUCGGUGGUGUAUAGGUUUUGGUAAUUGACGUAAAUUGCUCUCUCUCUCUCUUGGCUUAACCUUUAGCAGUAUCCACAUGAUCUGAGUUAGCUAAUUUUUUUUUUUUUUUUUUUUUUAAUCUGUUUUCUGGUUUUGCCGUUGGCACUAAGUAUGUUUACUAGGAAUUUUAACUACACGUUUAAAAGGGACAAAAAAAAAAAAAAAAAAAUCAGUGGAAACUUACCUUUUUAUUUUGUCUGUCUGAGCAUCUGUCAUCACAGAGCAGCAUCCGAGAAGA